AUGGCUCCUGGUGACGUCCUAGUAGCGUCCCCUGUUAAUGGUAUGGUGGGACUUGAAAUGUGUUCAGCUACGCCACCGGAUAAAUGCAAGUCACCACCUCCUCCUCGAUUAUUGCAGCAUGCAGGUAUUCGCGCACUUGAACGUAUUGUAGUAGACGAGACGACGAAGAAGACUAGCUAUACACAAAUUGAAACAAAAGCAGAGACUUUGACGUUAUUAACUACCGUCAAACGGAAGCGGCAAUCACAAUCACCUACGUCUGCAGGUACAUUGGAUUGUGAAGACUCUGAAACAAGUCUAGAUGAUCACGAAGAAGAACAGAUGUCACAGCCUUUGCCGGAAGAGACGGAAGUGAUAAAGGCAUUUACGCCAUCGAUGAAUCAAUUUGUGGACAAGAGCAGAGAAAGGAAACGACGUAAAGUAGAUGCAAUUGAGAACGCACUGAAGAGAUUUCACGAAGAGGAGACAAAAGCUCCACGAUGUAUUGAGUAUACGACCAUUUGCCACCCGAAAUACAGCAACAACAGGAAGAACAAAAAUAGAAGACAAGAGGCUGCUAAAAUGCGUGUGCAAAUUGGCGUCUCGUUUGCACAAGGUGCCCGGCAGUAUAUGGAAGAUCGCUACUCAGCGGUUGAACGUUUGUUUGAGGAUGAGAUGGACAUCGAAUCGUCCCCGAGCUUGCUGGCGGUGUAUGACGGUCAUAACGGUGCAUAUGCGUCUGAGUAUGCCUCUCGUCGUUUUAAAGUCUUGUUGGCUGGAAAUAAAGAUCUUGUGCAGAUCAGUAGGCGUGCGCGGUACACCGAACUGACCGACGACGAUGUAUCAAAAAUCUGCUCGUUGCUGGCUGACGCGUUUGCGACAGUUGAUGCUGAGAUCCUACAGCGUACUGUUAUUUUGAAUAAGCGUGACGGCUCAACGGUACUACUGGGACUGCUAGUUGGUGGAAAGCUUUUUAUUGCGAAUGUUGGAGACUCGCGAGGUGUGUUGGCCCUGGCAGAUAACAACAGCGAGGCAAGUGACAAUGAAGAUGGCGAAGUGAUGCCAAGUGCUGUACGUCUCUCAGUUGAUCACAAGCCCGAUCUAAAGGAGGAGAUGGAUCGCGUAAAAAAGGCAGGAGGCAAGGUUAUUUUUUCGGGAUGCUGGCGUGUCGCUCACGACCAAAUCCCGCUACGGUUGGCCAUCAGUCGAUCUCUGGGCGACCACCCACUAAAGACGAAUUUGCCGCCAUCGUGCUCCGCUCCGCUAGUGUCUGUGGUUCCAGAUGUUCGUGUUCUCAAUGUGGAAGCAGUUGGCGAGUAUCUCGUGUUUGCGAGCGAUGGUCUCUGGGAUCGCUUAAGUGACGAAGAUGCUGCCAAGAUUGUGCAUGCUAAGGUGGCUGAGUUCUGUUGGCCAGAGGAACACACAAGCUCAGAGGAUAUAUCAAAGGAGGCGCUACAAUUUGCAGCUAACGCUCUCGUGGAGGCUGCCCUACUCAAGCGCAGUAUGGACAAUAUCACGGCAAUGGUCGUCUCUUUCUCUGAGCUGUCUAAUGAGGAGAACACUAACGUAUAA
Messenger RNA from Peronospora belbahrii, 1551 nucleotides. The record is from the annotation of a GenBank genome assembly. NCBI's taxonomy places the organism in Eukaryota, Oomycota, Peronosporomycetes, Peronosporales, Peronosporaceae.